AUGGAGACAUUCACAACGCUGUCCGCCGGAUUCCUCCCAGAUAGUAAGGACAACCUUAUUGGACAUAAUGAUGGCGGUGCUACCAGUUUCGGUACCAAUAGCGACGCGAUCCUUGACCCUCUUGAUAACAGCAACCCGUCAACACCGGGCGUCGACCUCAAGUCCCACCUAUUGAUCCAGGAGAUGCGAGUUCGUCAGAACGGUGUGUUUCCAAUGGAUGAAGCCAUUGCGAAUGCUCUGCCGGAGGGAUUCACGUUCGUAUCAGUAGUGUAUUUUGGUUACAGUGCUUGGACCAUUACGGGCAAGCUCGUCGCUCGCUCUUCGAACGCCAAGAAGGUCUUUUUCGUCAAGAUUGCAUAUGGAGAGACCGGCAGAGUCAUGCUUCUUGGCGAAUUCGAGUCGUCCAAAAUCAUAUACAAGCUGAUGCCAGGCUUCAUCCCGGAGCCCUUUGGGUACGGACAGUACAAGAAAGCAGACACACCCACGUACUUCUACAUGUCUCAAUUUGUUGAUCUCGAUGUCACAACAGCACAGGACCCCUCCAUGUUCUGCGAACGUCUGGCCGAGCUUCAUUCCAGGAGUCAGUGCCUCGCGGACAAAUUUGGCUUCCACGUCACGACGUGCGAUGGCGACCGCGCACACAUUGUCGAGUGGGAGUCGAACUGGGCCGUAUUUUAUAGGAAAAUGUUCCUCCAUACGCUCAGCCUGGACAUCAAGCGCAACGGCCCGUGGCCUGAGUAUGAGCGUGCCGGGCAUCAGGUAGCUUGGGAGGUCAUCCCGCAACUACUGGAGGGACUCACGUGGAACGGAGAACCGAUCAAGCCCAGCCUGAUUCACGGCGACCUGUGGGAGGGAAACACGGGUAUCAGCAACGAGACGAACGUGCCCAUGCUGUUCGACGCCGGAUCGUACUUUGCCCAUAACGAGAUGGAGCUAGGGCAUUGGGUCUGUGAGUUUUCGGCAACAUUUGGUGCGCAGGCAUACAUGGACCGGUACGUUGAGUUCUUUGCGAUGGCGGAGCCCGCCGAUGAGUUCGACGAUCGAAUUCGGCUCUACAGCCUCAAAGGGGGCAUCAACUAUUCCGCUGGUCAUCCUGGCAGCAGACUGAGAAAAUCGGCUUAUAAUAGCAUGUGUUACCUCUGCCAGAAAUAUGCCCCGAUCGACGGCAUUGAUGCCUACGACGAAUCGAUCGAUCCGAUCAAGACAGGAGCCAAGAUUGUGUCCCACGAAGAGAUCAACUGA
Messenger RNA from Colletotrichum orchidophilum, 1242 nucleotides. RefSeq lists its product as uncharacterized. The record is from RefSeq and is a predicted model, not a curated record. NCBI's taxonomy places the organism in Eukaryota, Fungi, Ascomycota, Sordariomycetes, Glomerellales, Glomerellaceae. Bases 1 to 1242 code for a protein of 413 amino acids. The transcript is spliced from 3 exons.